Pollicipes pollicipes is the source of this 1814-nucleotide messenger RNA. RefSeq names its product dnaJ homolog subfamily C member 21. Gene Ontology annotation, molecular function: zinc ion binding; nucleic acid binding. The transcript is spliced from 11 exons. Gene Ontology annotation, cellular component: cytoplasm. NCBI's taxonomy places the organism in Eukaryota, Metazoa, Arthropoda, Thecostraca, Pollicipedomorpha, Pollicipedidae. The coding region runs from base 142 to 1686 and encodes 514 amino acids. The record is from RefSeq and is a predicted model, not a curated record.
CAGCCACUCAUGAGUCCGCAGGGCGUAAGCGGAUUAUAAGCUUGCGUUCAGGUGCGACCCGUAUUCAUUCUAGGUACGGUGCAACCAUAUCAAGGAGGGAGUUCAUUUUGUAUUGCGCCGCCGCCACGUCAGGCGUGAAAAAUGAAGUGUCAUUACGAGGUGCUCGCUGUUGAAAGAAAUGCCAAUGAAGAAGACCUCAAGAAAGCUUACAGAAAGCUUGCCUUAAAAUGGCACCCAGACAAAAAUCUCAACAACCAAGAGGAGGCGACUGCCCAGUUCCGACUUGUCCAGCAGGCGUACGACGUUCUCAGUGAUCCACAAGAGCGGGCGUUUUACGAUAGACACCGGGAACAAAUUAUCCGCGGAGGAUUUGACAACGACUACAAGGAUAACAGCCUGAACGUGUACCAAUACUUCACGGCAUCCUGCUAUUCGGGUUACGCCGAUGACGAAAAAGGGUUUUAUGCAGUCUACAGGGAGAUUUUUAAGACCCUGGCAGCUGAGGAUUCCGAAUUUACCAAAGAUGGUGACAGCGACUUCGAGAUUCCUGAGUUUGGUGAUAGUCAAAGCGUAUUUGAAGAGGUGGUGCAGCCCUUCUACGCCUACUGGCAGUCGUACUGCACACGCAAGACGUACACCUGGCUGGACAAGUACGACAUUCGGCAGGGCCCGAACCGCUGGACCGUCCGCCAGAUGGAGAAGGAGAACAAGAAGAUCCGCGACAAGGCCAGGAAGGAACGCAACGAGGAGGUGCGUGCCCUGGUGGCGUUCGUGCGCAAGCGCGACCGACGCGUGCAGGCGCAGCAGCGGCUGCUGCAGGAACGCGCCGCCGAGAACGCUCGCCGCGUGCAGCAGCUGCGCGAGCAGCAGCGUCAGCAGCGGCUGGAGCAGCUGGCCAGUUUCCGCGAGGCCGAGUGGUCACGCGGAGACCAGCACGAGGAUCAGCUGAAGCAAAUGGAAGCCGCGAUUGCCCGACAGUUCGGCGAGGAAAUAUCUGGCGAUGAUGCGUCGAACAGCGAUGAAGAUGAUGCCGACAAUAAUUUGUACUGCCCUGCUUGUGAUAAAAUAUUCAAAACGGACAAAUCCUUCAAAAAUCACGAGGGAUCCAAGAAACACCGGGAGAACCUUGCACGCCUCAAGGAGGUCAUGCUAGAAGAGGACGAACUCAUGAAUGGAGAACUACCCGCUACCGACACGAAGAGUAUUGGAGAGAGCACGGACUCAAGCGGCAGCCCGCUGCCGGCAGCCAGCCGGAGGACCCGCAAGAAGCGGCGGCGGCCGGCCGCGACUCUGGAGCCAGCCGACGCCGGCGAGGCGGGGCCGAGUUCCGACGGCGAGGCGGCGGCGGCCGUGGCGGCGCUCCGGCUGCAGGAGUCGCCCCAGCCGACGGACACCGCCAGCGCCGGCCCCGGCCCCGGCCCUGCGCCGCCCAAACUGAAGGGCAAGAAGGCCAAGGACGCCAGGAAGAAGGCGCGUGCUGAACAACAGCAGCAGCACCAGCAGACGGUGGCACCAGAAGAAGAGGACAAAGCAAACGAAAUAAUGUGUCAGGUUUGCCGUUCUGAGUUUCAGUCUAAGAACAAACUGUUUGAUCACUUGAAAAAGACUGGCCAUGCCGUGCUAAAGGAUAGUAAGGCAGCAGGAGCGCACAGCACUGAGCAGAAGAAGGGCAAGAAGAAGCGAUGACGUGAUAGAUCUGCUAGCGCUCUCUUGUUGAAUAUUUAUACGUACUUUUACGCCAGUUUGGGCAGUGGUAUCUCCCUAAUCUGUUGAAUCUGGGAUAAUUUUUACAAUACACUGUCAAGCGGUACUGA